UCACGGAUGUCUCCUCACAAAUAAGCAAGGCUGAGACAUGCGCACGCGCGUGUUGCAUUCAUGCGCACAUCCUCAUACCUUAUAAUUUCAAAUCAAACUAGAACGGGCACUCGGUAGAGCGCAUACCUUCGUAUAUCACAAUAUUGGGCAUUGAAUUAUGAACAUGUUGGCAUUAGUUGCAUGCCAAUUGGAUACAAAUUGACCAUGCUAUGGUAAAAAGAAGAUGUUGACCUUUCCAUGACCUUGACCUUUGACCCGAUUGAUCCCAAAAUCUAAUCAUAAAUGGUCCCCGGAUAAUAACCAAACAUCCCACCAAAUUUCAUGCGAUUCAAGAAGAUUUUGACCUUUUCAUGACCGUGACCUUUGACUCGAUCGAUCCCAAAAUCUAAUCAAAUGGUCCCCGGAUAAUAACCAAUCAUCCCACCAAAUUCCAUGUGAUUCAAGAAGAUUAUGACCUUUUUCAUGACCUUGACCUUUGACCCGAUCGAUCCCAAAAUCUAAUCAAAUGGUCCCCGGAUAAUAACCAAUCAUCACACCAAAUUUCACGCGAUUCGGUUCAAUACUUUUUGAGUUAUGCGAAUAACACGCAUACAAAUAAAUACGCGGCGAUCAAAACAUAACCUUCCGCAUUUUCAAUGUUAGGGUAACAAUGAAAAAAAGAAGCACCUGAACGUCUCAUGCGGAGUCGGAGCAGCAGGCAGACGGGGGCCGUGACGUCAUCGUGCUACGUGGAAACAACAGGAAGUAGCGAGCGGCAGGCUAAUGGGGCGACCAAAACAAACCAUGACGGCGGAGCAGAGGGAGCCGAAAGAAGCCCGGGUCGGUUCGCGUUUGACCGCCGUGGAGUUCUGGAUGCGGUGUUAAGAGAUACCUGUACGUCUACGCGAGAAAUGACUCGGUACUGAACGCCAACCGGCGAGUGCGCGAGCGGUGUCCGGACCACUCGAUGCCGUCCCUUCUUCACAGUGACGCUACAGCUAGCUGUCAACAGCGCGUAGCUGGCUGUCAACAACGCGUUCCUGGGCACCACGACCUUUAAUAUAAGUACUGUUGAGGUUGAGAGGGGGAAAACAUAUGAAGACGGUGUCGGUGACUUUGCGUGGUGACGUUAAAUUCCCGCGUAACAUCCGUUUGACAACUCUGCGAGAGCUAGCUUAGCUGCGUUAGCCUCACGAGCCCAACAUGAGUUGGUUCAACGCGUCUCUGUCCAGCUUCGCCAAACAAGCUUUAACCACAGCUCAGAAGUCAAUCGACCGAGUUCUGGACAUCAAAGAAGAGGACCAGUGGGGUAACACCGUUGUACUGCCCUUCGACGACGUCACAAUACCUGGGAAGCUGUCUCUGAGCGGAGGAUGGGGAAUGACGCAGUGGGAAGCGCCCCCUGAGGAGAAGACCGCCUCGCCUCCUCCAUCCUCCGAGGCCAUCACCACGCCCGUCACCCGCACGGUCGUGGACGAAUCCGAGAACUUUUUCACCGGCUUUCUGCCUCCCGGAGACGUGCAAGGUGUCGCCGACGCCCAGGUGGUGUCCGUGCCCCCUGCUAAGUCUCAGAGGACGCCUCGGGAGAAGGGGAAGGACACCGGCGAAGAAGCGGAGGCUCCGAUGCCGGCGCCUGCUGACGAGGGUCUCGGGAAUCAGACGGUCGCUGAGAGGCAGCCCGAGUCGCCCAAUUUAGACGCUGUCCUCCUGCAGCCGUUUUUCCCAUCUCCUCCCGGCGACCCCGACAGCGACGAGAGCUGUGAAACCCCAGACGCUGGCUCUGCCGACGCAAACGCGGAGCCCUCGCAGACUCCGUCAGACCGGCAGAUUGAGCCGGAUCCCGCGGAUUCACCGCCAGAACCCGCCGCUGUCGCUCCUGAACCCGAGAGCGCCGCACCUCGCGAUCCUUCGCCCUCCCCGCCCUCUCGGGAAGUCCUCGUCGAGCCGAAAGACUCAAAGGGGGAGGACCGCCAAAGCGAUACCCCCUCUCCGCCGGUCAGCGCUUCCUCCUCGGGAACCUCCACCACGAGUGACAUCGAAGUGCUCGACCACGAGUCCGUGUUGAGCGAGAGCUCCGCCAGCUCCAGGCAAGAAACGGGGGAGGGCAAGGCUGGCCUCCACCUCAUGCAGGGCUCCUUCCAGCUUCUCACCGCCUCCACCUGCGAAGAUUUCCCCCGUCUGGACGACUAUUCCAAGCUCACGGAGAGCUGCGGCUCGUCUUCGGACGCGUUCGAACGCAUCGACUCGUUCAGCGUGCAGUCGCUGGACAGCCGGAGCGUCAGUGAGGUGAACUCGGACGACGACGUCCCCGGCAGUCGGACGCUCGCGUCUGUCACUGCGGGACCGCCUCCUUCAGCGGUCUGCCAGAAGCAGGAGGAUGGCGUGGUGGAGAAUGAAGGCGAGGAGGAGGAGGAAGAAGAAGAAGAAGAAGAGGGCUUCACUGAAACCACGAGGGAGCAGUCGCCGGAUGAGAUGGAGGAGAGCGGACGGAGCGCGACGCCCGUCAACAGCGAGCCGCCGGAGGAGUUGACGGAACGGGAAUCUGAGGCUCACGUCACGCUCUCUGGGCCCGCCUCCUUUGCCGAGGAGCGGAUCUCUCCGCCAAUCACAGAAGAGAUGAAGAGCGUCUCCACGGUUCAGAUUCUGGAGCUUCGAAAGGUCAUUGACGAGCUGUCAGGCCGCCUUGAGAAAAGAGAGUCUCAGCUGCUGGCGGUCAGCAAAGACAAAGCCAGACUGGAGGAGAAGUGUGACAAUCUCAAAGAUGAAGUGAUCAGCCUGAAAGAGGAGAGCUCCGCUGUCCAGUCCCUCAAGGAUGAGUUCACGCAGCGCAUAGCGGAUGCAGAGAGGAAGGCUCAGCUGGCAUGCAAAGAACGAGACAUCGCCAAGAAGGAAAUAAAAGGCCUGCAAGAAGAGCUUUCGACGAGACUUCACUCCAGUGAUACGCUGGAGAUCAUCAGAGAGAAGGAAGAGCAGAUCAAAGGCCUGCUGGAAGAAGGCGAAAAGUUGUCAAAGCAGCAGCUGCAGCACGGCAACAUCAUCAAGAAGCUGCGCGUGAAGGAGAAGGAGAGCGACACGAGGGUCGCCCGGCAACAGAGGAGAAUCAAGGAGCAGGAGGAGGAGCUGCAGCAGCUGCAGCAGAUUCUAGAUGGGAAAGAAGAGGUGGAGAAACAGCACCGGGAGAACAUCAAGAAGCUGAACGCGGUGGUGGAGCGGCAGGAGAAGGAGCUGAGCCGGCUGCAGACAGACUCCGAGGAGCUGCAGGAGAAGAACAGGAGCGUCCAGGCUGCUCUGGACAGCUCCUACAAGGAGCUGGCGGUGCUUCACAAGGCUCACGUCAGCAGGACGAGCGAGGCGGAGGAGGCGUCCCUGAGCCGGCAAACGCAGGCCAAGGAGCAGCUGAGCGUGGCUCUGGAGAAGGCCCAGGAGGAGGCGCGGCUGCAACAAGAGGCGCUGGCCAAUCAGGUGGCUGACCUGAGGGUGGCCCUGCAGAGGGCUGAGCAACAGCAAGCAAGAAAAGAGGAUUAUUUGAGGGAGGAGAUCAAGGAGCUGCAGCAGAGGCUUCAGGAGGCGGAUACGAGGAACCAGGAGCUCAGUCAGAGCGUUACCGCGGCAACACGACCCCUACUGCGACAGAUUGAGAACUUGCAGGCCUCAAUGGGCGGACAGACGGCAUCCUGGGAGAAACUGGAGGAGAACAUUUCAGACAGGCUGGCCGAUGCCCAGGCGCAGCUGGCGGUCGCCGUGGAGAAGGAGCGAUCGGCCACCGAAGACCUCCUGUCCAUCAAGUCCCAGCUGGUCUCUCUCGAGGCCCAGAACUCCCUGUUGCGCCAGGAGAAGGCCCGACUCCUGGCUCAGGUGGAUGCUGAGAAGAGCAAGCGAGAGAAACUCGAGGACGAGAGCAGCAGGGAGCACGUUGAUUUGGAGAAUCUGCGAGGAGAACACGUCCGCUUGCUAGAAGAGGCCAAGAAGGAAAAGCUGCUGCUAAACAAUCAAUUAGAGAUGGUGAAGAUGAAGGUGGAGCAAGAGAAGAAGAAAUGCUACCUGGCACACGAGGCACUCAAGGAAAAGGAGCGGAGGACCAUGACCCGCUCUGUCGGGGAGCCUCCAGCCUCCUCCACACCAUCGCUGUCCCGCUCGAGCUCCAUCAGUGGGGCAGACAAUGCUGGUCUGCACACCUCUCUUCUCUCACAGGAUGACUAUUCGGACCACUCUCUGGGUACCAUGACCAUGUCGAUGUCGAUGAGCGGGACCAACCUCUACGAGGCCGCCCGGCUGUCCGGAGGCUCCAGCAUCCUGGAGAACCUCCAGUCUCAGCUCAAGCUCCGAGAAGGGGAGAUAACACAACUGCAGUUUGAGAUCUCCAGUCUGGAGAGGAGUCGUUCCGUGAUGGCGGAGGAGCUGGUCAGACUCACCAAUCAGAACGAUGAGAUGGACGAGAUGGUGCAGGAGAUCCCCACGUUGAAAGUUCAACUCAUGGAACUGGAGCAGAGGCACAACACUAUCCUGCAGAUGUAUGGAGAAAAGGCUGAAGAGGCAGAGGAGCUGCGAUUGGACCUCGAAGAUGUGAAGAACAUGUUCAAAACCCAGAUUGAUGAAUUGCUGAAGAACCAGAAAUAAACCCGUUUGUAACUGUUACUUUUGGGGACUCACAAACAAAUCAUUUGACCUUCUUGGCCACACAUGCAUUCACCAGGAAAAUAAUAUCCAGACAAUUUAGUUUCAUCACUGUCAAAAGAAAAUUCCGAUCUUGUAUCUAUUUUAUUUUAAUUAAUUCUCACAUGCUAUAUUUUAGAGUGGAUGUUAGGAUUAUGCAUAACAUACAAUAUAUUCUUACAGAAUCAGUAUGAAGGAUAGCCACAGUUGAUCAUUCAGGUGUAUGGACUUUGCUUUUGGCGUAAUAUCAUAUGUUUAAAGUAUUGUAUAAACCGUGUACAACUGUU
This is a messenger RNA of Pseudoliparis swirei, 4919 nucleotides long. RefSeq names its product TATA element modulatory factor 1 (gene tmf1). The record is from RefSeq and is a predicted model, not a curated record. Bases 1183 to 4596 code for a protein of 1137 amino acids. Gene Ontology annotation, cellular component: endoplasmic reticulum; Golgi apparatus. The transcript has 17 exons. NCBI's taxonomy places the organism in Eukaryota, Metazoa, Chordata, Actinopteri, Perciformes, Liparidae.